GGCAAAACCGAUGUGAAAUGUCAGUUUAAUUUGAAUUUUGGGUAACUACAAGAAAAAACAGCUACUUAUCCAGUAGCCCAAUUCUUUUAGUGUUAAUACUGUCGAUUGUACCUGUACAACUUCAAAUUCUAUUAGGGGUGAGACAAUUUUUUAUUUGUAGCUGCGAAUAUACGUUUUAAUUGGACAUCUUCAGGCAAAAAAUGAACAAGGUUGGAAAUGGUCGAACCAAAUACUGUAUACAGUCUGAACAACAUCCUCAGCAGACUACUUGGGCACUGUGCUCAUUUAUGGAACACCAGAACUUCGUGGAUGUAGCCAUUCGCUGCGGAAAUAACGUUUUACGCGCUCAUAAAGUGGUUCUCGCUGCCCACAGUCCAUUGUUUAAGGAAGAACUGGAGAAAAAUUCAUCUGUCGAGCAAGUGGUGAUCACAGGAUGUGAUUCUUCUGUGGUGAGAUCCUUAGUGGAGUUCAUGUACUGUGGGCAAACUAUUAUAUCAGAAGAACAUGUCAAAUAUUUAGUUGCAGCAGCCAGGACAUUACGAAUGAAAACGUUAGAAAAUGUGACAUUUGACUGCCCCUUACCUGACGACAUGAUAGUGAUUCCUAAGCCCCAGUUUCUCUCCAAAAAGCUCAAAUACCCUGCUCAUCCGUUCAACCCAGCGCCAGUUUCGCCCAGCAAUCUGCACAAACCCAACAAAGUCAAGAGAAAGUUACGUAUAGAAGCUGAACACCAGGCAUGUGUUAAGGAAGCCCAGGCUAGUAGAUUGGCUAUUGCUAACUUGAAAAAAGAGAUCGCAUCUGCUCCACAGGCUAAUACUUUCAUCAUUGAAGAAACUUGCACGGAGACCACAGUUGAGAAUUUUAUUCCGCAUCCUACACUAGGAUUUGGUGCUGGUCAAGUGUUUUUGCCCACUGACCCAAAAGUGGCAGACAAUGUCAUUCAGUUGUCUAUACCCAAUAGCUCCGAAGAACUUACUGCUGAUAAGCUAAAGGAUCUAUUGGGAAACGAAGCCAACUCUAAUGUGGAGAUAAUGUUCAAGACCAGUGAUGGAAACUUCGUCACUGUCACUGACGAAGUGCUCCAGAACCUUCAGAAGGAUGGUCUGCAAUAUCAAGUGAUAGAUGAAGAAGGAAAAUUAGGCGAGGUUCAGGAAUUGCACCUUACUAAGGAUAAGAUCAAUACGGCGGAAGAAAAUACCCCGCUUAUUCCGGAAACGUUUGAUCUAUUCGGCAAUGCUGAAAUAGACUCGGCAGAUUUCACCAUUGAACCAUGUAAAGUAAUGGAUAACGCUGGUGCUUUGAUCGAUCCGAAAAACGUAGGGAUACUUUCACUGGAAUCUAAAGAGUUGAAAAGUCCUUUCAAAAUUUCAUCCAUAGUAAAUGAGAGCUAUUCAAUCGAAAACUUGCUUUUGAAUGCUUACGCUGAGAAGGAGCCAGAUGAUUGCAAGGUUGAAAUCCAGAUGAUGGAUGAUAAAGGAAACAUUCCUUCUACCGCGAGUACCGAUCAGAAAGAAGAUAGCAGUUUGACGUUUUCUCCUGAUAUUUUCUUUGCUGAUGUGGUGGGAGAGUGAGAAGAUACUGGUAACAAGAGGAUUUAUUUGUUAGAGGAUACCUCGAAGAAGUGACAUGUUGUUUGGUUUUUAGUUUUUCACAGAGAUACAUUGUAUUCAGAAUAUUCAUUUCAAUAAAAACAAUUUCAU
Molecule: messenger RNA, 1700 nt
Organism: Acanthoscelides obtectus
Lineage: Eukaryota; Metazoa; Arthropoda; Insecta; Coleoptera; Chrysomelidae
Source: the annotation of a GenBank genome assembly